AUGGUUCGCAUUCCAAACGCAGUUCGACAUCUACCGCAGAGGCUUCCGAUAGCGACACUAAACACUCCGGGAUCCAAAAGGGUUUCGAGGCCCGGUGUUUUCGAUUCGGCGACAAACCUUGGAGAACGAGGCACUCUGGUGCGCCCGGCACUGAAGUUGAGUGACGUUUUCUCUCAGCAACGAAGUCUCUACUCAGACUCCGAGGAUACCGGCCACGUACCCUUCACAAAUUGGCCCGAGGAGAUUGUUUUCAACCCCUAUCCACCUCCAGGCUAUGUGUUCACGCCGUACACAAAUCCACGUGGAGAGAAGAUUGUGCUUAGCCCGUGCCACCCACCGCCAGGCUAUGUAUUCGUGCCCUCUGGUAACCACUUCGUUACUCGGACCUGUCGCAAGCUCGCACAGAAUUUAUAUGUUGUCUGUCGGCCUCAAACUUGGAAAGGAAGUCCUAUGCAAAUAGGCCUCUAUGUUCCGGGUGGUGUUUUCCAGCAAGCUGCAUCUGCAUUCAUGGCAAAAAGAGCAAGGAUGGAAGAACGAUUGUGGCAGGAUCUUGACAAGAGUUACCCUACGAUUCCCCCUGAUGAUAAGAAUAAGAUUCACAGCUAUGUUGUUUCACAAUUUCCUACCCAAGCCGGAGGAUGGUUUCCGGUCGACAACGGUACUACAGUCUUUGUUUAUGUCCGCGAUCAGUACACACAGUUCAAGUCUCUUGAUCUUUCUAGAAAAGGUCGAGAUACUGAAGCCAUCGCUCAGGCGCAUCGGAGAGCUCGAGAGAUUCUAGCCUCCUGGCGUGCUGAGGACUCGGGAGAGGAAGAAUCGAGCAAGAACAAGGGAGAAGGUUCAGGACCAUGA
Messenger RNA from Dothidotthia symphoricarpi CBS 119687, 852 nucleotides. RefSeq lists its product as uncharacterized. Bases 1 to 852 code for a protein of 283 amino acids. The record is from RefSeq and is a predicted model, not a curated record. Lineage: Eukaryota; Fungi; Ascomycota; Dothideomycetes; Pleosporales; Dothidotthiaceae. The transcript has a single exon.